AUUCGCUCUGUAUUCCCUCCGGCGACUGUCUCAGAGUUCGGUCAAAUUCCUCGCCGGCUACCCCUUACUCCUCUCUGUUUCUUGAAAUUCACACCGCUUUCAACCUCGCUCCGCCAUGAAUCCUGAAUACGACUAUUUGUUCAAGCUUUUGCUUAUUGGAGAUUCUGGUGUAGGGAAAUCAUGUCUCCUUCUGAGGUUUGCUGAUGAUUCAUACCUUGACAGCUAUAUCAGUACCAUUGGUGUUGACUUUAAAAUUCGUACUGUUGAGCAAGACGGGAAGACUAUUAAACUUCAAAUUUGGGAUACUGCUGGUCAAGAACGUUUCCGUACUAUCACAAGCAGCUACUAUCGAGGGGCUCAUGGCAUUAUUGUUGUUUAUGAUGUUACUGACCAGGAGAGCUUCAACAAUGUCAAACAAUGGCUGAAUGAAAUUGACCGUUAUGCCAGUGAAAAUGUUAACAAGCUUCUAGUUGGAAAUAAGUGUGACCUCACGGCAAAUAAAGUCGUGUCCUAUGAGACUGCAAAGGCAUUUGCAGAUGAAAUUGGGAUCCCCUUCAUGGAAACUAGUGCUAAAAAUUCCACCAAUGUGGAACAGGCUUUCAUGGCCAUGGCUGCUGAAAUUAAAAACAGAAUGGCAAGCCAACCAACGAACAAUGCCAGGCCUCCAACAGUGCAGAUUCGGGGACAGCCUGUGAAUCAGAAGAGUGGUUGCUGCUCCAAUUAGAGAAGGCAAGUAUUGGUGGUCUGAAGCGAAGGCUUAUGUGUCUGCGUGGCAUGUAAAACUAGUUCGUUUCACAUCAUGCUUUCAUCAUAUGAAGAAUUUGUUCAUCAAGCUUUGCUUUUUGUGAUUUAGCUCGUUGUUAAAACUUCCAUUCUUUUCAAUGUAUUUGAUUUUAAAAUACAUUUGUACAGAACUAGGAAUUGGUAAGCUGCAGUAUUUACCUUAUUCUUUGCCCCAUUCUCUACAUGUGUAGUAGCAGCUUGUGCAAUUUAAUUUGAAUAGCUCUAGUCCAGUAUUUAAAUAAACAGCGGCAAGUUGAUUUUAGCUUCUGCAAAUUCUCAAUAGUAUUGUGGUUUUGUUUCCUUCA
Molecule: messenger RNA, 1088 nt
Organism: Neltuma alba
Lineage: Eukaryota; Viridiplantae; Streptophyta; Magnoliopsida; Fabales; Fabaceae
Product: ras-related protein RABD2c
Exons: 8
Coding region: 116-724 (202 amino acids)
Molecular function (GO): GTPase activity; GTP binding
Source: RefSeq, a predicted model, not a curated record